This is a messenger RNA of Strongylus vulgaris, 291 nucleotides long. Lineage: Eukaryota; Metazoa; Nematoda; Chromadorea; Rhabditida; Strongylidae. The record is from the annotation of a GenBank genome assembly.
AUGCCCAUUUAUAUACUGGUCAUGCACCGUGGCAACCUUGAAUUGUGCUAUUUGGGGGGUUGCCGCAGACGUAGCCGUCCAGCGCCAGACACUCAGCUGAUCCAGCCGGUUGCCGACCGACGCAACGCAACGUCCGUUACGUCGACAGUGCGCUUACGUCAAUAUUCAGCCGUGGUUUUCACGGAAUUGAUCGAAACCCUUCGAUUCGUUCGUCUGAUGUAUGUCAUGUCCAUUCGUUUCGAGAACACCUUGACAUUGUCGCCGACGUUGUUGUGUUGCGCGAUCGUGUAA